Molecule: messenger RNA, 1563 nt
Organism: Danaus chrysippus (African queen)
Lineage: Eukaryota; Metazoa; Arthropoda; Insecta; Lepidoptera; Nymphalidae
Source: the annotation of a GenBank genome assembly
CUGUAUGUGACAGGCGGCGCGGGCGAGCAACAAUACUCGCUGAGAUGGAACGACUUCCACUCAGCGAUGGUCUCGUCUUUCAGGCGUUUAAGAGACGAGGAAGACUUCGUUGAUGUCACACUGGCCUGCGCCGGGGCUACCUUCACCGCUCACAAGGUGGUGUUGUCAGCCUGCAGUCCAUAUUUCAGAAGAUUAUUAAAGGCGAAUCCCUGUCAGCAUCCGAUCGUUAUACUGAGGGAUGUUCACGACAAAGAUAUGGAAAGUUUACUAAGGUUUAUGUACCAGGGGGAAGUUCACAUUGGACAAGAGCAACUAAAAGAGUUCCUAAGAGCCGCCCAGCUGUUGCAGGUCAGAGGUUUAACAGACGUCCCUCCUCCGGUCCCAACGCUUGACCAGAAAGCGUCGCCGUCCGCGUCAUCAUGGACGGAGACGGGCAGCGGCGGGUCCCGUGAGGGUCGCGAGGGUCGGGAAGGUGCUGGAACAGUCGGCCGAGAGGGAAGACGAGCCCGGCGACCAGACGACGCACCCGCCACCCCACCGCCCAAGAGAGCGCGCUCAUCUGACUUGUACCAGGCACAAAUGAAAACCAGGACGGAGCAGCUCCUGGCCCAGGGCAGCCCCGAGCGUCUCGCUGCCAACGGACAUGAGCUAGCACUCUUCGGUCACGCGCUUGACAACACACACCAUCCUCAUCUCUCAAACGUAUCCAACAAUCUGUCUGGUGACGGCGAGGACUCCUCUUCGGACGCCGGCGCGAGUGACGCCGAGGGUGAAAACAGAGCGAAACAGGAACCGAUAGACUAUGACGACCCCGCGACCAUGGCCAACACUAACGGUGCACUGCCACAUAACUUUCCAGGACUCUUGAACUUACCAGGAUUUCCGGGUCUUCCGGGCCCGUCGGGGAUACCGGAUAAUUUCGAUAGCAGUAGAGUUAGGCGGGAGGGAGGGGGUAGGGCUCGCGAGACGAGACUGACAGCGAGUGGUCUGCGGCAGGAGCGGGCUGGGCGGGCGGCGGGGCCGGGGCGGGGCGGGGCGGGCGGGCCGGCCGGCGAGGCGGACGGCUUCCCCUUCGCGGGGGGCCUCGCUAACGGUGAGCCCGGCAAGCCCGCGUGCUCCGAGUGCGGCAAGCUCUACAGCAACAAUAGCAACCUGAAGCAGCACAUCCUCAACGUGCACGCGGCGCGCGAGCUGUCCCACUCGUGCCCCGUGUGCGGCAAGGGCUUCAAGACGCGCCAGUACAUGCAGAUACACAUGAACUCCAUACACGGCGUGAAGCAGAGGAGGCGCGAGCCCGCCCCGUCCGCCGAACUAGACCGACACACUCACAGGGCGGCUCUAGCGGGCGGGGCGGCGAUGGGCUACCGGCCGCAGUGUCCGCUCUGCGGCCGCGUCUACUCCUCCACCUCCAACCUGCGCCAGCAUAUGCUCAAUGUGCACUCGCAGACUGACCGCGACCAGUGGUUCCCUUGCCAGCACUGCGGCAAGAAGUGCAAAACGAAGCACUACCUGAUCAACCACCAGCUCCAAGCGCACGGCAUCCGCCAGCGACAAAACUCUUAG